Messenger RNA from Suncus etruscus (white-toothed pygmy shrew), 1385 nucleotides. RefSeq names its product relaxin family peptide receptor 3 (gene RXFP3). Gene Ontology annotation, biological process: immune response; G protein-coupled receptor signaling pathway. Gene Ontology annotation, molecular function: G protein-coupled receptor activity. The transcript has a single exon. Bases 1 to 1377 code for a protein of 458 amino acids. Lineage: Eukaryota; Metazoa; Chordata; Mammalia; Eulipotyphla; Soricidae. Gene Ontology annotation, cellular component: membrane. The record is from RefSeq and is a predicted model, not a curated record.
AUGAGUGGGAGGGCGGCGGCGGCGGCGGCUGGGGACCAAGCCACGGAAGUCUGGAGCGCGGCCCCGGACUUUCUGGAAGCGUCCAACGCCAGCGCCAACGCGUCGCUGCGCCUCGGGGACCUGUGGUGGGAGCUGGGGCUGGAGCUGCCGGGGCUCCCCAUCGGGGUCGGGGACGCGGCCAGCGGGGCGACCGAGGCGCGGGUGCGCAUCCUCCUGAGCGCGGUGUACUGGGUGGUGUGCGCCCUGGGGCUGGCCGGCAACCUGCUGGUGCUCUACCUGAUGAAGAGCAAGCAGGCUUGGCGCAAGUCCUCCACCAACCUCUUCGUCACCAACCUGGCGCUCACCGACCUGCAGUUCGUGCUCACCUUGCCCUUCUGGGCGGUGGAGAACGCGCUGGACUUCAGGUGGCCCUUCGGCCGGGCCAUGUGCAAGAUCGUGCUGGGGGUGACGUCCAUGAACAUGUACGCCAGCGUCUUCUUCCUCACGUCCAUGAGCGUGGCGCGCUACCACUCGGUGGCUUCGGCCGUCCAGAGCCACCGCCGGCCCCGCCGGCCCCGCCUGGGGCCCUGCUGCGGCCGGAGCCUCGGGGCCCCGCGCGGCUGCUGGGCCCGAGCGCUGUGUGCGCUCAUCUGGGCCUCGGCGGCGCUCGCCUCGCUGCCCAACGCGCUGUUCGCCACCACCAUGCAGGUGGCGGGCGAGGAGCUGUGCCUGGUGCGCUUUCCCGACCGGGGGCUGGGCGGCGACCGGCAGCUCUGGCUGGGCCUUUACCACCUGCAGAAGGUGGUGCUGGGCUUCGUGUUGCCGCUGCUGGUUAUCAGCCUGUGCUACCUGCGGCUCCUGCGCUUCCUCUCUGAGCGCCGGCUGGUGGGCGCCGAGGCCGGGGCGGCAGCGGGGGGCGGCGUGGCCGGAGCUAGCGCGCGGCGACGCUCCAAGGUCACCAAAUCCGUCACCAUCGUGGUCCUGUCCUUCUUCCUGUGCUGGCUGCCCAACCAGGCGCUCACCGCCUGGAGCAUCCUCAUCAAGUUCAACGCCGUGCCCUUCGGCCCCGAGUACUUCGCGUGCCAGGUGUACGUGUUCCCGGUGACCGUGUGCCUGGCGCACUCCAACAGCUGCCUCAACCCGGUCCUCUACUGCCUCGUGCGCCGCGAGUUCCGCAAGGCGCUCAAGAACCUGCUGUGGCGCAUCGCGUCGCCCUCGCUCACCAGCAUGCGCCCCUUCGCCGCCACCGCCAAGCCCGAGCCCGAGGAUCCCGGGCUGCGGGCCCUGGCGCCGCUGCACCCCGCCAAGCCCGAGCCCGACCUCCUCUACUACCCGCCCGGGGUGGUGGUCUACAGCGGGGGGCGCUACGACCUGCUGCCCAGCAGCUCAGCCGACUGACACCUGCC